Messenger RNA from Porites lobata, 840 nucleotides. NCBI's taxonomy places the organism in Eukaryota, Metazoa, Cnidaria, Anthozoa, Scleractinia, Poritidae. The record is from the annotation of a GenBank genome assembly.
AUGGCAUCAGAAAGUAAUUGGUCGUCCUUUCUUAACUUUAUUGAAGAUCUUCUUAAUGAGAGUGAAAAUCACAUGUCAGGUGAAGAUUAUUCCAAGAUUGAAGGUUUACUCGAACCCCUUCAUGCUGCCCGCAAUGGAUGUGAAAGAAUAGUUCACGCGCUCACUUCUCUUUCUGAAAUAGAACUAGACUCAGAAACUGUUUCAAAGAUCAAGGUGUUUUCAGGAACUCUUCAGGGAGUUAUCGAUUGUGCUGAGAAGAAGUUAUACAAGAUUAAUCCGUCAGUUUACGCUUCCUCUCGUAUUCCAGAGGUUCUAGUUCACCGAUCUGGUUUUGUUGGCAGACCGCGGGUUGUGUUGAACCUUGUCCAGGUAGAAUUCCUCCGUUCCUGGCGUUUCUCGUGGACUCGAAUUGCCUACACACUCUGUAUAUCAAGAACAACUCUCUGGAGGCGCCUUAAAGAGACAGGUUAUGACUUUAGCAUCGACGGACGGUUCACGCAAAUUUCGGACGAUUCAUUAAUUAAAGAAAUAGAGAGAAUAAAAGAAACAUUUCCUGACUGUGGUGAGCGAAUGGUGAUUGGUUGCCUCAUGAGCAAUGGGAUUCAUGUGCCAAGACAUCGUGUGAGGGAGUUCAUCUGCGUUCAGGAUCCUAUUGCCGUCCUUCUACGUUGGACGAUCGCCACUACACGAAGGAAGUAUAGCAUCCCUGGACCGAACGCCUUGUGGCACAUUGAUGGUCUCCACAAACUGAUCCGGUGGGGAUUUGUCGUUCGCGGUUGUAUUGACAGGUUUUCACGAAUGAUCACCUACCUCAAAUGUGCAACCAACAACAAGUUCUAA